Lycium barbarum (goji berry) is the source of this 1188-nucleotide messenger RNA. RefSeq lists its product as uncharacterized. The record is from RefSeq and is a predicted model, not a curated record. Bases 1 to 1188 code for a protein of 395 amino acids. The transcript is spliced from 3 exons. Lineage: Eukaryota; Viridiplantae; Streptophyta; Magnoliopsida; Solanales; Solanaceae.
AUGGAGCUUUUUCAACAUGUUAGACAGAUACAAAAAUUCAAAAGGAGGUUAUGGAUGCAUCAAGCUGUUGCAAACUGUAAUGGAAAGAUUUGGUUUUUUGUAGAGGAGAAUGUAGAUGUGGAAAUUUUAUUUGAUACUGCACAGCAGGUCACCUUGAAACUGUUUCUUCAGGAGCACAAUAGAUAUCUUAUAACAACUUUGGUAGGGGGAGAUUUUAAUGUAGUGAUGAAUGAAGAGGAGAAAAUAGGUGGAGUCCCUCUAGUCCCUCAGGACUAUGAGGAUUUUGCCUUUUGUAUCAACUCAUGUGAUUUAUUUGAAACAGGUUUUAAAAGCAGUCCUUUUACAUGGUGGAAUGGCAGGGCUGGGGAUGAUUGUAUAUUUGAAAGAUUGGACAGAAUCUUCUUUAACUCACAGUUUCAACAAUGGUUUGGUCACAUUGAAGUGGAGCAUCUAUCCAGGACUGGAUCUGAUCAUGCCCCACAUCUUAUUACUUUGGGUGAGGAAGUUCAGAUUUUCAUAAAACCAUUCAGGUUUUUGAAAUUUUGGAUUGAGCAUAAAGAUUUCUUGGACAUAGUAAGGCCGAAUUGGUCUGAGGAGAGAUACACUUGGUUUUCUGAAGGUGAUAGAAACACUAGGUUUUUUCACAAUUUAGUAAAUGGAAGGAGAAAAAGGUUACAGGUGAAUAGAAUUCAAAUAUCUGAUGGUGAGUGGAUAGAAGAUAAGGAGCAGCUUGCAGCAGAAGUGGUUAAUUUCUUCCAACAACAAUUCUCUCAAGAGGAGGGGACUCUAGAUUUUGGCAUGCUGAAGCAUAUUCCACAGAUGGUCUCUUCUGAAAUCAAUGAUUUGCUUUGUGCACUUCCAUCCCAAGAAGAAGUAAAGAAUGUUGUUUUUGAACUUAAAAGAGAGAGUGCUUGUGGUCCUGAUGGAUUAUCAGGAACUUUCUUUCAUUCAUGUUGGGACAUUGUAGGAAUGGAUGUAUUCAGAAUGGUUCAGGAUUUCUAUGAAGGUCAUACUCUCCCAAAAUCAGUAACUCAUACUAAUUUGGUGUUGAACCUUAAGAAAUCAGAAGUUCACACUUUUGGGGAUCUCAGACCAAUUAGCUUGAGUAACUUCAUAAACAAGGUCAUUUCGAGGGUGGUUCAUGGAAGAAUGGAUAAGAUUCUACCAGGUUUGAUCUCUAGCAACUAG